This is a messenger RNA of Malus domestica (apple), 3182 nucleotides long. RefSeq names its product probable LRR receptor-like serine/threonine-protein kinase At1g67720. Lineage: Eukaryota; Viridiplantae; Streptophyta; Magnoliopsida; Rosales; Rosaceae. Gene Ontology annotation, biological process: protein phosphorylation. The record is from RefSeq and is a predicted model, not a curated record. Gene Ontology annotation, molecular function: protein binding; ATP binding; protein kinase activity.
CUUAGACAAACAUGUUAAACUAAUUUCAAUCAGUUUCGAUUUCAUCAACGAACGAACUCAAAUUCUGAACGCCAAGAAAACGUAGAAAAAAGAUUUAUUUUGUCUUUCUCAUGAAAUAAUAAAAUGGUUUUUCCGUUCAAAUUCAUGUUUAUAAUUUAUAUUUGCUUUCUGUCAUCUGUUGUUUCCCAAGUUCAAGACUUUGUGAGCAUUGACUGUGGAGGGACAAGUAACUACACUGACCCAAGCACUGGACUGGCAUGGAUUUCAGACGGGGGACUAAUGUCCCGGGGCAAAUCAGUCCAGGUCGAAAACCCUAAUGGAAACCAGCUGCAGUUUCAGAAACGCAGGGAUUUUCCCAUAGACAGCAAGAAGUACUGCUACACACUGAACACUGUGGAGAGGAGGAGGUAUUUAGUCCGGGCAACGUUUCAGUACGGCAGUCUCAAAAGUGAAGACACAUAUCCGAAAUUCGAGCUUUACUUGGAUGCCACGCAGUGGGCAACCGUGACUAUUUUUGAUGCUUCAAGAACUUAUGUGAAUGAAAUGAUCAUUAGGGCUUCGUCCAAGUCGGUUGAUGUGUGUAUAUGUUGUGCAACAACAGGGUUUCCGUUUAUAUCGACUUUGGAGCUGAGACCUUUCAAUCUUUCGAUGUACGCCACGGAUUUUGAGGAUAAGUUUUUCCUGAAAGUUGCAGCUAGGGUAAAUUUUGGUGCUUCAAGCAAAGAUGCCAUAAGGUACCCAGAUGAUCCAUAUGACAGAAUUUGGGAUUCUGAUCUUGUGAAAAGGCAGAACUAUCUAGUUGGAGUGGCACCAGGUACAGAAAGAAUCAGUACAUCAAGGGAUGUAGACACAAGGAGUAAAGAAUACCCGCCGGUGAAAGUAAUGCAGACCGCGGUUGUUGGUACGAAGGAAGUGUUGAGCUACAGAUUGAAUCUUGAUGGCUUCCCAGGAAUGGCUCGAGCUUAUGCUUACUUCGCGGAAAUUGAGGAUUUAGGAGCAAAUGAGAGUCGAAAGUUCAGGUUAGAGCAACCUAAUUUGGCUGAUUAUAACAGAGCAGUUGUAAAUAUUGCUGAGAACGCAAAUGGAGACUAUACUCUUUAUGAGCCGAGCUACAUGAAUGUGAGUCUGGAGUUUGUUCUGUCAUUUUCCUUUCGUGAGACCCCUGAUUCUACGCGAGGGCCACUUCUAAAUGCAAUGGAGAUAAGUAAAUAUGUUCAAAUUGCUGCGAAGACCGAUAGGCAAGAUUUGGCGGUUCUCAAUGUGCUUCGCUUCAUGUCUGCUGAAAGUCUGUCGGUAGAUGAAGGCGAUCCUUGUGUUCCAACUCCGUGGGAAUGGGUGAAUUGUAGCUCCACAGCACCUUUGAGAAUCACAAAAAUUGACCUGUCAGGAAAGAAUGUGAAGGGUGAAAUCCCCGUGGAGCUUAAAAACAUGCAGGAUUUGACAGAAUUGUGGUUGGAUGGUAACUACCUAACUGGACAAUUUCCUGACAUUAGUAAUCUUAUCUAUCUAAAGAUUCUUCAUCUGGAGAAUAACAAAUUCACUGGUGCACUACCUUCUUACCUGGCUAGCUUGCCAAGCUUACAAGAACUGUACAUACAGAACAACUCUUUCAGCGGGGAGAUUCCUGCAGGACUGUUAACUGGGAAAAUCAAAUUUAAAUAUGAAUAUAAUCUCGGACUACGUAAGGGGGAACGAAAACAGAAGCAUGUCAAGUUGAUAAUUGGAAUUUCUGUCGGAGUACUUGCAAUUGUAUCACUUUUAUUAUUGGGGACUCUAUUGAUAUUGCGUAAUCUUCGAAGAAAGUCAUCUCUUCAGAGAAGUAAUGGAAAAGGUGACUCUCUGCGUGCCAGCACCAAGCCUUCAACUCACUAUUCAAUUUCUCGGAAGGAUGAAGGCGUAGCUUGCUACAUUACACUUCCUGAUCUGGAAGAAGCGACUAAUAACUUCUCAAAAAAAAUUGGCAAAGGAAGCUUUGGAUCCGUAUAUUAUGGAAAGAUGAAAGAUGGAAAGGAGAUAGCGGUUAAAAUGAUGGCGGAUUCAUCUACCCACAUGAAUAAGCAAUUUGUAACUGAGGUAGCACUCUUGUCACGAAUUCAUCAUCGAAACUUGGUUCCUCUAAUUGGAUACUGUGAGGAAGAACAUCAAUGCAUUCUGGUUUACGAGUAUAUGCACAAUGGCACCUUACGCGAUCACAUACACGGUUCUACUCAGAAGCGCUUGGACUGGCAAAUGCGCCUUCGCAUUGCAGAAGAUGCAGCUAGAGGUCUCGAGUACUUGCACACUGGAUGCAACCCUAGUAUCAUCCACCGGGACGUGAAAACAAGCAACAUUCUCUUAGACAUAAACAUGAGAGCAAAAGUAUCAGAUUUUGGAUUGUCUAGGCAAGCGGAAGAGGAUUUAACGCACAUAUCUAGCGUGGCACGUGGAACAGUAGGCUACCUUGACCCCGAGUAUUAUGCUAGUCAGCAAUUAACUGAGAAAAGCGAUGUGUACAGUUUUGGGGUUGUUCUUUUGGAAUUGAUUUCAGGAAAAAAGGUUGUUUCAGAAGAAGACUUUGGUUCUGAGUUGAACAUUGUUCACUGGGCAAGAUCCUUGAUUCAUAAAGGGGAUGUGGAAAGCAUCAUGGAUCCUGUCCUAGUAGGAAGUGUGAAAAUUGAAUCGAUUUGGAGAAUUGCCGAAGUUGCAAUCCAGUGUGUUGAGCAACGUGGAGUUUCGAGGCCAAGAAUGCAGGAAAUAAUUGUGGCCGUUCAAGAUGCUAUGAAGAUUGAAAAGGGCAGUGAAUCCAACCGGAAAAUAUCACCCAGCAGUAGCACUUCAAAAGCACAAUCCUCCAGGAAAACUUUGCUAACAAGCUUUCUUGAAAUCGAGAGCCCUGACUUGUCCAAGGAUUGCCUAGUCCCAUCUGCCAGAUGAGCUGAUGAUGUGAAUCCUCUUCGUUUUGACAUUUCACCACUUUUAACACUAAGAUUACUUCUCACUCUCUUUUGAAAAUUUUACUUUUUUUGCUCUUACGCUACGUGUAUAUAUAUACUAUUCGACAUGUUAUGUUAACGUGCAUGUCGAAGACUGUUUGAUAUGUUAUGUUGCCGUACAUGUCGGUGAUGUUUAUGAAGUGGGUGGACGUCCCUCUGGUGUCAAAUUGCACACAAUGAAAAGUAUAUUAACCUGUCAACCUCAGCUAA